CGGGAUGGAAGAUCUGACGAGAGGGAGAGAGGACAGUGAAUGAAGACCGUAAAGAAAAGAACUACCGCCACUUUUUCAGUUUUAUCUGCUGAGCUCCAGACUGAUGAGUGGAUCUAAAGGUGCUGGACUGUCGGGCUGAUAGACGGGAAGACAGGGGAAAGGGAAGACAGGGGAAAGGGAGGACAGGGGAAGACAGGGGAAGACAGGGAAGGGAAGAGAAGAGAGAAGACAUUGUGAGCUGAGGAGGAGACCCGACGUGUAUGUUGGUCACUUGCAGUUGUUGCUGAGACUCACUCAGACGGACCAUGUGGUUUUUGCCAAGGAGAAACUGUCGCCUCUCCCCUCAGCAGCAGGACCAUGGGGUCUGGCACGGUGCCCACAUACCCAGCGCCAUCUCCAGCCUCAGUAUCACCACGUCUUUCUGGAUCGUAAUUUCUUCCUGGUGCUUGGUGGCCGUCCAAAGCCAGUCCUACCACCCCACUGUGAACACGCAGUAUGGGAAACUCCGGGGGGUGAGAGUGCCCCUACCCAGUGAGAUACUGGGACCAGUGGACCAGUAUUUGGGGGUCCCGUAUGCAGCCUCCCCAGUGGGGGAGAAACGCUUCCUGCCCCCCGAGCCGCCCUCCUCCUGGUCAGGGAUAAAGAACACCACCCACUUUGCCCCCGUUUGCCCCCAGAAUAUUCACAACGCCGUGCCAGAGAUUAUGAUGCCCAUAUGGUUCUCCUUCAGCCUGGAUAUAGUGGCCUCUUACAUACAGGAUCAAAACGAGGACUGUUUGUAUCUAAACAUCUACGUUCCUACGGAGGAUGACAUACGAGACACCGGGGCCAAACCGGUGAUGGUGUACAUCCACGGGGGAUCCUACAUGGAGGGGACCGGGAAUAUGAUCGACGGGAGCGUCCUGGCCAGCUACGGGAACGUCAUCGUGAUCACCCUGAACUACCGCGUCGGCGUACUAGGGUUCCUGUCUACAGGAGACCAGGCAGCUAAGGGGAACUACGGCCUACUGGACCAGAUCCAGGCUCUGAGGUGGAUCAGUGAAAACAUUGGAUACUUCGGAGGAGACUCCAACCGUAUCACGGUGUUCGGAUCUGGGAUAGGAGCAUCCUGUGUCAGCCUGCUCACCCUCUCACACCACUCUGAAGGUCUGUUCCACCGUGCCAUCAUCCAGAGUGGCUCUGCCCUGUCCAGCUGGGCGGUCAACUACCAGCCUGUGAAAUACACCCGUCUGCUGUCUGAGAAGGUGGGCUGUAACGUUCUGGAUACCCUGGACAUGGUGGACUGUCUGAGGAAGAAGAGUGCCAGGGAGCUGGUUGAGCAGGACAUCCAGCCAGCACGGUACCAUGUGGCCUUCGGACCGGUUAUAGACGGAGACGUCAUACCUGAUGAUCCAGAGAUCCUCAUGGAGCAGGGAGAGUUCCUGAAUUAUGACAUCAUGCUGGGAAUCAACCAGGGGGAGGGGCUUCGCUUUGUUGACAACGUGGUCGACUCAGAGGACGGCAUCUCCGGCAACGACUUUGACUUCUCAGUGUCGGACUUCGUUGACAGCCUCUACGGUUACCCAGAAGGCAAAGACACUCUGAGAGAAACCAUCAAGUUCAUGUACACGGACUGGGCGGACCGUGAAAACCCAGAGACACGACGUAAGACGCUGGUCGCCCUGUUCACCGACCACCAGUGGGUGGAGCCGUCCGUGGUGACGGCGGACCUCCACGCCCGUUACGGCUCGCCAACGUACUUCUACGCCUUCUACCACCACUGCCAGAGUCUGAUGAAGCCGGCCUGGUCGGACGCAGCCCACGGGGACGAGGUUCCCUACGUGUUUGGGAUCCCCAUGAUCGGACCUACAGACCUGUUCCCCUGUAACUUCUCCAAGAACGACAUCAUGCUCAGCGCCGUGGUGAUGACAUACUGGACCAACUUCGCCAAGACCGGGGACCCCAACAAGCCUGUUCCUCAGGACACUAAGUUCAUCCACACCAAGGCUAACCGCUUUGAGGAGGUAGCCUGGUCUAAGUACAACCCCCAGGAUCAGCUGUACCUCCAUAUCGGCCUGAAGCCCCGCGUCAGGGACCACUACCGAGCCACCAAGGUGGCCUUCUGGAAACACCUGGUGCCCCACCUGUAUAACCUCCACGACAUGUUCCACUACACCUCUACCACCACCAAGGUCCCCCCAUCCGAGACGACCCAGAACUCCCUGUCCACCAAGAAGACGUGGCCCUUCAACACCAAGCGGCCCCCCAUGUCCCCGGCCUACAACAACGAGGAUAAUGAGGCGUGGAACGGAGACGAGGAGACCGGGCCGUUGGUCAUAGAGAACCCUAGGGACUACUCUACGGAGCUCAGCGUCACCAUCGCCGUGGGAGCCUCGCUGCUCUUCCUCAACGUUCUAGCCUUCGCAGCGCUUUACUACCGGAAGGAUAAACGGAGAGAGGCUUCGGCAGGUCACCGGGGUCAACCCAGCCCACAGACCCGCCACGGCCAGGCUACGUCCAACGACGUCGGUCACCACCAGGGUCCCAACGAGGAGGAGAUCAUGUCCCUGCAGAUCAACCAGACGCAACACGAGUGUGAGGCGAUGGGGGUGGGGAACCCGGGGAAUGACGGAGGGCUGCGUCUGGCCUCGCUUCCCGACUACACUCUGACCCUGCGGAGGUCACCGGACGACAUCCCUCUGAUGACCCCCAAUACCAUCACCAUGAUCCCAAACUCUCUGGUGGGGAUGCCCAACCUGCACCCUUACAACACUUUCACAGCCGGGUUCAACUCCACCGGCCUGCCCCACUCCCACUCCACCACCCGGGUAUAGCUUUACGGAGGAGAGGGGGAUAGUGGAGGAGAAGAGGAUUCUGUUUUUAUAAAUA
Messenger RNA from Oncorhynchus nerka (sockeye salmon), 2868 nucleotides. RefSeq names its product neuroligin-3-like. The coding region runs from base 306 to 2813 and encodes 835 amino acids. Gene Ontology annotation, biological process: synaptic vesicle endocytosis; modulation of chemical synaptic transmission; presynaptic membrane assembly. Gene Ontology annotation, molecular function: neurexin family protein binding; signaling receptor activity. Gene Ontology annotation, cellular component: synapse; cell surface; plasma membrane. The transcript has 7 exons. Lineage: Eukaryota; Metazoa; Chordata; Actinopteri; Salmoniformes; Salmonidae. The record is from RefSeq and is a predicted model, not a curated record.